AUGUUUUCCAGAUCAUUAUUAAGAACUGCCACCAGAUUACCAACCACCACCACCACCAGAAUCAUCAAUUCAUCUAUAAUCAGACCAACCAUCAUCAAUCAAUCAUCUUUACUCAUCUCCAAUAAAAGAUCUUAUCAUGCUAAAGUUAUAGAUCAUUAUGAAAAUCCUAGAAAUGUCGGAACUUUAAAUAAAAAUGAUGUUGAUGUUGGAACUGGAUUAGUUGGAGCUCCAGCUUGUGGGGAUGUUAUGAGAUUACAAAUUAAAGUUAAUCCUGAAUCAGGUAUAAUAGAAGAUGUUAAAUUUAAAACCUUUGGUUGUGGAUCUGCUAUUGCUUCUUCUUCUUAUGUAACUGAAUUAGUUAAAGGUAAAACUUUAGAUGAAGCUUUAAAAAUUAAAAAUACCAUUAUUGCAAAAGAAUUAAGUUUACCUCCUGUUAAAUUACAUUGUUCAAUGUUAGCUGAAGAUGCUAUUAAAUCGGCCGUUAAAGAUUAUAAAUCAAAAAGAUUAGUUAAACAACCAACUUUAGGUCCUGAAUCCAUGGUUGAAGAAGUUGCCACCACUAAUUAA
Molecule: messenger RNA, 567 nt
Organism: Scheffersomyces coipomensis
Lineage: Eukaryota; Fungi; Ascomycota; Pichiomycetes; Serinales; Debaryomycetaceae
Gene: ISU1
Product: iron-binding protein
Exons: 1
Coding region: 1-567 (188 amino acids)
Biological process (GO): intracellular iron ion homeostasis; iron-sulfur cluster assembly
Cellular component (GO): mitochondrial matrix; cytoplasm
Molecular function (GO): 2 iron, 2 sulfur cluster binding; ferrous iron binding
Source: RefSeq, a predicted model, not a curated record